Messenger RNA from Ylistrum balloti, 1521 nucleotides. RefSeq lists its product as uncharacterized. NCBI's taxonomy places the organism in Eukaryota, Metazoa, Mollusca, Bivalvia, Pectinida, Pectinidae. The transcript has 3 exons. The coding region runs from base 1 to 1521 and encodes 506 amino acids. The record is from RefSeq and is a predicted model, not a curated record.
AUGACUCCUCUGUGUUUGGACAACAUCAGACCUACACUGUUCCUUGUUCCUCAGACAUCCCGAUCAUGUUCCGUAAUAGUGGCCACGCCCUUCAACGUCACACGCAUUCGACUCCGUAAAGGACUAUCUCGCAGACUCGUUGUAGAUUGUGUGAACCCGAAAUGGAACAGUCUCGGCGAAAUUGGUGGCCAGAUCCGAUCGAGUUGUGAGAUAACAGUGUACGUGGAAUACGAAAAUGAUAAUUACCUAGUUCACCCAAUAGACAUUGCCGGGAACAUGUACACCGUUGUGGUACCGUCUGAUCGGAUGAAAUGGCAGUGUUUUACUAUCAUAUACCCAAUACGCAAUGCAACCAAUGUUACCAUCAUAACAGAAGCACCUACAUCUGGGGAAUUCAUCUUCGACGACAGCAGCUGGGCCAAGUUUGAUUCCAAAUACAAGAUGAUGAUUACUGUACACGAGUUUGAAGCAGUUUAUAUCAAAUGUACUUGUAACCUGUCUGGUGUAGAAAUUAUUUCACCCAAUGCGUUUAUGGUUGUUGCUGGCGCCUUACUAAAACAAUCAAGUCUUCAGGCUAUUAUUGUAGAGCAACUUUCGCCGACAAACACGUGGGGGCGGCAGUUUCUGUUACCAAUACCAACACUAGUUAAUAUCACAGCGACCAUAUACAUUGUAGGUAAAAACGACACUGGGGAUCUAUUCAUUAAUACCAACAGCAUGACCGAUAGUUUCGUAUCCAUUUCAUCAUUUCCCUACACUUUGAAGGUUGCCGCGGAUGAAUACAUACAUAUAAUAUCUCCUAAUUCAUCCGUGUUACCGAUGGUGCUAAUGGAGGCUGUGAAUAGCUAUGAACUCGAUAGAUUUGUUUAUAUGUCUCUUCCAUCAGUGUCCCAGUGUUUACCAAGAUAUCGGUUCAACGACAAGGACAACCGUAAGACAACACUAUCCGUUUGGGGCACAUUCGGAUACAAUUUUCUUAUCAAUUUUAAAAACAUGACGAUGGAAACACUGUUUAAAAAUUUGACUCAUGAUGAUGUAUACCUUUAUGCAAAUCUUGAAAAUUAUGAAAACUUUGAAAUAAUACCUCAACGUCGCAUAUCACUUUUCCCGUCGGUUUGCGGUAUCGUGGAAAUUUUGCGUAAUGAAUCUGUUCGUUUAUAUUCACUAGGAAUGCGACUAACAAAUGUAUAUGAGUCAUGCGUCAUUUCCGGUAAAAGAACAGUUUCAGCAGAUGGAAAUGACAACGACUGUGAUGGCUUGGUGGACGAGGAAAUCAGAAACAGACGUGAUGAUGAUGGAGAUGGUUUCGUGGAUGAAGAUAUCGGCACGUGGGUGAAUUCCAGACGCCAGGUUGGUAGCGGGGAAAGUUUUCGAUUGGAGAUGUCUGUUAUUGCUGUCAUUAUUUCCAUCGUUGUGGCGUUGGUCGCCGUUCUAGCUUUUAUAGGUGGAAUGUUACUAGCCGACCAGCUAAUGGGUGGAAACACUGUAGCACCUGUAAUAGACAGUCCAGAUUUACAGUAA